Messenger RNA from Chlorocebus sabaeus (green monkey), 3287 nucleotides. The record is from RefSeq and is a predicted model, not a curated record. Lineage: Eukaryota; Metazoa; Chordata; Mammalia; Primates; Cercopithecidae.
CACGUGACCCACCGGGUCACAUGGCUCGUGAGACAACAUGGCUGCGCCCGUACCAGGGCUGGUUUGUGGACGCUACCCUGAGUCGGGUCGCGUCCUCUUGCUGCUGCUGCUCUCGCUGCUGUAUGGAGCGGCAGGGAGCGAGGAGGCCGGGACCAGUGCGGGCGCGGGGUCCCUUGCGGGUUCUUGCGGCUGCGGCACGCCCCAGCGGCCUGGCGUCCAUGGCAGUUCGGGAGCCGCUCACCGAUACUCGCGGGAGGCUAACGCUCCGGGCCCGGUACCCGGAGAGCGGCCGCUCGCGCACUCAAAGAUGGUCCCCAUCCCUGCCGGAGUAUUUACAAUGGGCACAGAUGAUCCUCAGAUAAAGCAGGAUGGGGAAGCACCUGCGAGGAGAGUUACUAUUGAUGCCUUUUACAUGGAUGCCUAUGAAGUCAGUAAUGCUGAAUUUGAGAAGUUUGUGAACUCAACUGACUAUUUGACAGAGGCUGAGAAGUUUGGCGACUCCUUUGUCUUUGAAGGCAUGUUGAGUGAGCAAGUGAAGACCAAUAUUCAACAGGCAGUUGCAGCUGCUCCCUGGUGGUUACCUGUGAAAGGCGCUAACUGGAGACACCCAGAAGGGCCUGACUCUACUAUUCAGCACAGGCCGGAUCAUCCAGUUCUCCAUGUCUCCUGGAAUGAUGCGGUUGCCUACUGCACGUGGGCAGGGAAGCGGCUGCCCACGGAAGCCGAGUGGGAAUACAGCUGUCGGGGAGGCCUGCACAAUAGACUUUUCCCCUGGGGCAACAAACUGCAGCCCAAAGGCCAGCAUUAUGCCAACAUUUGGCAGGGCGAGUUUCCGGUGACCAACACUGGCGAGGACGGCUUCCAAGGAACUGCGCCCGUUGAUGCCUUCCCUCCCAAUGGUUAUGGCUUAUACAACAUAGUGGGGAACGCAUGGGAAUGGACUUCAGACUGGUGGACCGUUCAUCAUUCUGUUGAAGAAACACUUAACCCGUGGGGAGAGAGGCUGCAAAACUUGAGGCCCUCGAAUGAGGCACCUCAAAGAAGAUUGUAGUUGCUUAUCUCACACCUCAGCAAGAAACCAUGGAAAGUUCCCUGAAGGAAGUGAAACAAUUUGGGAUGGAGAAGCUCCAAGAUGAAAGGAUUUGGACAUGUGUCCACCAGCUCAUAUCAAAUGGUUGGCAGGGAAGGACCUUAUAAGGUGUCUAGAGGAGCACAAAUGAGGGAACUCAGGCCAGGAGGGAAAGAAUGGAGCCCAGACUAGACACUGGUUCUCCCAACUACCUGGCCUAAACGGUGGGUUCCCUGGUGAUGCCUUCUGCCUGGGCUCACCCUGUGGAGUCUCUGCAGGUUAUUUUGCAGGCACUUUCUACUUGCAAUCUCUUACAUGUAAGACUUUUUAUUGUGUGCUUUUAGGCCUUGUGAAACUUGUGAACUAUAGAGAGGUUUGUGUGUCUGAAACUAGAAUAGUUGAAUGAUUUAUUUGAAAAACGUUACAGUCUAUGAGUUAGCUCAGAAGGAGCACAUGGCAGAAUGGCUGAGUAUAGUGCUGAAGCCAGACGUCCUGGCCUUCAACCUGGCUCCUCUGCUUACUAGCUGAGUGACCCUGGGCAUACUAUUCAACUUCUCUGUUCCUUAGUUCUUUAGCUGUAAGAUAAGGCCAAUGAGUGGGUAUCCAGACAUUCCUGGUUUAUAUCUGUGCCUGGCACAAGUGUUAAUAGUGCCACCUUUCAGUCUCUAAAGUAUCCUUAUUUGGAUGAUCAGUUAUAUGUCUGCCAUACCAAUAAGAGAAUCUAUAUCAAAAAUUUGUUUGGAAGACUAAAAAUAUAGAAAACAAUACCCAAUUGUAACAUGCUCAGUAAAUAUUAGCUGCUAUUGUUUAUUUAUGUGCUAUUUAUUUUACAAGUAGACUGGUAUUUUAAAUACCCAAUUUCAUGUAUUACUCCAGGAGCAAAAACUGUUACCACAGACUUUGGGAUCUGAAAGUGACUUAUAUUAUUGGAAAAUGAGGAGCUACCAAGGUGUGAGCAAGUGUAAUACAAUUUCAAAAAUUCUCUUCCUUUCUAAUCUGGCAUGGGUGAAACAAGUAGCAUGGAGGAAAUGACUGUUUUCAUUCAUUUCACUAAAAUGGUAAUCACCUCAAUGGCAUGCUGGUUUUACAGAGAAAAUACAGUGGAGGUUGCUAAUUUGGUUCGUGUGUUUUACUGCACUGUUCUUUCCAAUUUGAUCUCUAGUUUUCUUUCUUUGACCUUUCUUUGGGUGUCGCCUUUUCCUCUCGCAGGAGAUGCUAGUUGCAGUCCGUUCUUCAUUUAUCCUUGUCCCUGGAGAUAAAUAAAAUUAAACAUAAUUCAAAAAACUUUAUUUGAAGUAAUGGUUUCAUCUGCUCACUCUUAAAAUAUUUUUUCAUGUUGGACGUUAGGUAAAAUAAAUACAGAUUAUUGGUAUUUUGACUUUAUUUUUCACAAAUAUGUACUUUGGAUAGAGAUGCUGCUGAACCUAGAAGAUCGUCUAUCAGGUUAGGCGGGGGGUGGGAUAAGCUUGCGGGGGCCAUGGUGUGAUGGACGUUGACUCCUGGUUCUCACUUGCUAGCUGUGUGAUCUUGGGGAUGCCAUUUAUUUCAUCUCUCUGAGCUUCAGUAUUUUUCAUCCUUAAAAUGAAAAGAAUGAUACUUCCUGCUCUACAGGGUGAUUAUGAGGAUGAAAUACGAUGAUAAGUAUUCGUAUACUCUCAACAAACGGAUGGUAUGGUAAUUAACAGUUGUCAGUCAUUUUAAAUUCUAGGAUAUUUGGAAAUAGUUCCUUUCUCAAAAGAUGGCUGAGGUGAUUGAAAGAGACUUCUUUUAGGAGGAAGAUGUGCAGAGGCUGUGUCUCUGAUGAUAAAAAUGCUUUGAUGAUGUGGGUUUCAUACAGGAGAAGCUAGUGCUCUUCAUCACAGAGCUAAAUACAGACCUGCCCAGGACCCGGAGAAACUAAAGGAGGAUAUAGGGUCAGUGAGAAACAGCUGUAGCCCCGCCUGGAUCCCUUGUAUCAGUCUUCUGAGAAUAAAAGCACUGUGGCUAUUGCUACUCUUUUGUCUUCCAGAUCGCUCAGUAAAUGUCUUUUGUAGCACACCCUAACCAGAAACAUAAAGGGAAGAGAAUUCUGGGAAAUGAGGUUCAGUCUAGCCAAGGUGACACAUUACCAAACUGGCACAUUAACAGUUAUCCAAUCUAGUUUAAUCUAACACCUUUAAAUUAUUUUAAAACCAACUUCAAAUAAUAUAUACUUUUUUCCCUAGAAAACUUCAGUAUG